AGAGCGCCGCUGCCUGGGAAACACACAUGCAGACAUUUAAUAAGAGUAGCCACCGAUCUGAGCAGCGUCCUCGCGCGCGCACACUCACACACGCGCGCGCGCGCUCACGCAGCUCCGUGAUCCGGAGGGAGAGGAUGACGGCACGCCUCCUUCGCACGCUCGGGGUGUAGAGCCCACCACCCUCUGAAACCCAGAGACCCCCGGAAUCAGCGUGAAGCGGGGGGCGCGUCCAGCAGCUGCGGUGUGUGUGUAUAGUCCAGGGCAAUCAUGCCACUGGUGAAGCGCAGCAUCGAGCCCAGGCACCUGUGCCGGGGGGCACUGCCCGAUGGCGUGACCAGUGAGCUGGAGUGUGUGACCAACAGCACCCUGGCAGCCAUCAUCAAACAGCUGGGAGGACUCAGUAGACAUGCUGAAGACAUCUUUGGUGAGCUCUUUAAUGAGGCUAACAGCUUCUACAUGCGUAUGAACAGCUUGCAGGAGAAGGUGGACCUGCUGGCAGUUAAGGUUACACAACUGGACUCUACUGUUGAAGAGGUGUCCCUGCAGGACAUCAACAUGAGGAAAGCUUUCAAGAGCUCCACCAUUCAGGACCAACAGGUGGUCUCCAGAAACUCCAUCCUGAACUCAGUCAUGGAGAUGUACCAGCGCUGUGAUAAACCCCCUCCACUCAACAUCCUCACUCCAUACAGGGACGACAAGAAGGAUGGCCUUAAGUUCUACACAGAUCCCUCUUACUUCUUCAACCUGUGGAAAGAGAAGAUGCUGCAGGCGACUGAGAACAAGAGGAAGGAGAAGAGGAGGCAGAAGCAAGAGCAGAAACACCUGGAAGACCCCAGUCGGGAGGUGAAGAAGGUGAGAAAGGCGCGGAACCGUCGGCAGGAGUGGAACAUGAUGGCCUACGACAAAGAGUUCAGACCAGACACUCGCCUCACGCCGUCCCCUUAUCAUGGCAUAUCGUCAGAAGGCUCUUUAUCUCCUGACAGGUCUUGUAUGUCAGAUGAACAUUCCUACCCGGCCAGUCCUAAUCACCCUCAGGAGGCAGGAGGAGCAGGGGCUGAUGGGAAAGAUUCUGGCCCCACUCAGACUCAGUCUCUGGACCGCGCGUACCGGCCUCCUGCUUCAGCUGCAUCGGCAACCGCCCGUCAACACUCUCUGGGCCGCGUACAGCAGCACCACGGAGCUCCGCCCCCAGACUCCUCCCUCAACGGCCCUCGACCUGCAGCUGCCAAAGAUUACAGUGGUCAUCAGAUGCCCGAGCACUUUGUUCCUCCUGCGCCUCCUCCUCCUCCCCCACUGAUCCCCUCUGCUCAGACCGCCUUCGACAGCACCGCCGGACCUCCAGGACUGGCCCCUGGCACAGUGUCUGCUUUAUCCCGCCCCUACAGCCCAUCUCCUCCCCCUGCCCCACCCUCAGCCUACGUCCCCUCUCCGUCCCACCCUGUGAGCGGUGGCCCACCUGUCGCUCCUCCUCCUCCUCCACCAGGACCCCCCACCCACGCCCCGUCUCCAGCCAGGGCCGCCACCCACCCGUCCGGAGAGGCUACGCUGCCCAGGAAGGGCCAGGUGCCUGUGAUCCCCAUGAGCGACGCCCGCAGCGACCUGCUGGCUGCCAUCCGCAGAGGCAUCCAGCUGCGGAAGGUACAGGAGCAGAGAGAGCAGGAGGCUAAGAAGGAGCCGGUGGGCAACGACGUGGCGACAAUCCUGUCCCGCCGCAUCGCUGUCGAGUACAGCGAGUCCGAUGAGGAAUCAGAACCCGAGGAGAACGAGUGGUCCGACUAGGUGGGCAUCGGAGGAGUCGGCCACCGCUCGCAUUACUGUACACACUGCUGCUAAUUUCCCAUUACCAGGACGCACACACUUCACUUUCUUCAUACAGACAGACGACAGUGAGACAGUGAGAAUAAGUGCUUAUUAAAAAACGAAAAGAAAAAGAAAGAACUUUUGGAAAAGGGACUGGAAGAAAAAUAGGAGGAAAGACUGGGAGUGUGUGCAAUAAAAAAAUUAAUUAAGUCUAAAGAAAGUGUUAUAAAAGAGAGAACAAAGGGAAGAGAAGGAAAGAGAGAGAGACGAUAAGUAGGGACACUAAGUAAUUACGUUGAAUUUACUUGAUUCGCACAUUAAAUGUAUUCAAAAUAAUAUAUUCAAUAUAUGUAUAAAUUAGGGGUGAUCCAGUAUGUAAUAUUCAGUAUCCAAUACUGGCCAAAAUCACUGGAUGAAUAUUGAAAGAGGAAAAAAAGCAUAGCCAUGAUGAUUACUCUACCCUGUAGGUUAUUAGCAUAUCAUUAGCUAGUUUAAGAAGAAGAUAUGAGAUUGAUAUCUAUAUCUGCAUCGGACAUUUAAAAAUGGUGCUGUGCUAUAUGUGGCCCUUGAAAAACGAAUAGCACAUUAUACGUUUUAACGUACAAAACACAUUAUAAAGUACUUUAACUUAAAAAAAAUCAACAGGAAUUGUGCUCAGAAAUGUGAAGAAAAUGGGUUAUGAUCAAAAACAUUGUGCCUGUUGGCCCUGAAAAUAAAAAAAUGACUUCCUGUAGAGGAUUUGUUCAUUUAUUUUUCUUUAAGAAAUGAACAAAAAGUGUAAUUUGACCAGGGAUGAUGCCCAAUCCAAAUAUAUAUAUUAACAUAAGUAAAAUAAAUUACAUUUAUUAACAUUAAAAUAUAUGUAUAUUAAAUAUCAGAACACUCAAAAGCAUUACAAUAUUUACUGAGUGAAAUAUGAUUGCAGAGUAUUAAUAUUUUAAAACCUCCCAGCAGAGGCACCACAUGCUCUGCACAGGGCAGCACAUGUCUGCAGGAGGUCUUUAUUAAAUACAUAAAUAAAUAAAUAAUGACUUAACAAUAAGAGAAAAAAGUGAAUUAUUUAUUAGAUUGAACAGUUUUAUCGUUCUUUUUAUCGUUCUAUCAUUAUCUUAAAUCAUACGGGCAUAGUUAAAUGCCCAGAGGAGGACCUGUUAAGUGUAGUAUUUUAGACCACCCAUAAUAAAUGACUUGACUAUUGUUAAAAUCUUUUAUUAGAUCACUGAUAUUAUAUUAUAUUAAAUGAACUAUAUAAAUACUACUGCUACAAUAUAGAAUAAACUGAAGGAUAAAAUGAUUUUGAACUAUUCAGAUAUAGUUUAAUUGUACGUGUUGCUGAUGUACAUGUUUGAAUCAAGUAAAUUGAAUGUGCUGCUAACAGCUUUUCAGCUAAACAGAAAGAAAGAAGACAUUCAGUAUUAGAAGGUAGGCUGAGGCAGAGGAUUUAGGAGGUUUACAUGGGUAAAAAGGUGGUAUUUAAGGUUUAUAUGGGCAGCAAGCACAGAAUUCUUACAGAAUAUACAAUGUGAAACAAUAUCUCGUCUGUUUUAGAGCUGUUAAAACUUGCCAAGAAGAUUUUCCUGUAAAGAUGUUUGUUCUGUGCUUUCGAUCAGUUUCUCAUUUUGUAUUCGUCCAGAAAGUUAUGAAAUAUCUAACAUAUCCAAACCUUUGCAGUUCGCACCAAAAAAGAGAAGGCAGUACAUCCAUCCAGCAGUGGUAUAUGCACUUGUAUUACGUACCUUUAUGUAAAGCAGCAUGCCACAGUACGGCUUCCAGUACCCAAUCAUGCGAGAUACGUGUUGUCUGCUUCUCGCAUCGCGCUCUGAGCUCUCAGUACAGUAUGGACAAUCAGAACUUCACCACCUGGCUUUGUACUACAGGACCUCACAUCUGUUCUGCAGGUUGGUAGCAGCAGCAGCUGUAUGACCACAUUUCACACACAAGUCUCAGCGCUCUAUUUAUAAUUGAAUUAAUUAAUUUGUCAUUUUGUUCAAUUGUGAAAAAAGUGUUGUGAUGAAUAUUGAUACCCUUACCGACCUUACCGUGAGUGACAUCAUAGUUUUACUGUUUUAUUUCUUUCAUUCUCGCUUAUGGACCGUGUGGAAUUUGAAAGACUCAACAUUGUCGCUUAUUUUUUCUGUUCUGUAGUACUAACGAUUAAUGAUCAGAGAUGAUGUUAUCUGAAGGAGCGUUUAUAAAGAAAUUAGGUUGUAUAUACAGCUCUGAAAAAAAUUAAGAGACCACUUAUAAAUUUGAUUAUCAUCCAUCAAACCAAGCUGAACUGCUUGAAUUUUUGCACCAGGAGUGGCUUAAAAUUAUCCAAAAGCAGUGUGUAAGACUGGUGGAGGAGAACAUGACAAGAUGCAUGAACUGUGAUUUAAAACCAGGGUUAUUCCACCAAAUAUUGAUUUCAGAACUCUUAAAACUUUAUGAAUUUGAACUUGUUUUUUUUUUUUCUUUAUUUGAGGUCUGAAAGCUCUGCAAAUAAAUUACUAUAUUCUUAUUUGGAAUUUGGGAGAAAUGUUGUCUGUAGUUUAUAGAAUAAAACAAUGUUCAUUUUACUCGAACAUAUACCUAUAAAUAACAAAAUUAGAGAAACUGAUUCAGAAACUGAAGUGGUCUCUUAUUUUUUUCCAGAGCUGUAUGUGUAUGUGUGUGAGUGUGUUUGGGUGUGUUUAAACUCUAUGUCAGAGAAAGAGAGAGAGAGAGAGAAAGCAUGUGUGAUGAGCUGGAAGACUGUGCACUAUUAACAUACAUUUUUUAUAUGUUGUGCUGUCUAUUUCACACAAGCCUCUUUAUGCUUUUAGACCUGAACAUUACUCCGGUAUAACACUCGGGCGGAGAAGAGCCGCCGCAGCCGUCAACAGUAAACACGUGCUCUGUCGUUAUCUGUCAUUACAGUAUGUAAUUUAUAACUAUACAGUAUUGAUGUGUUUUACAAAAUUAUUGUUGUAUAGAUUUUGUAACAAUGCUUGUAAGAUGAAUUUGGGUAUAAAGGGUAAACCAUACUGUCAAUCACAGAACAAAUAUAAACAGUUAUGCAUGUGUGAGUAGUUAAUAAAAUGUAAGAAAAACUUUG
This is a messenger RNA of Astyanax mexicanus (Mexican tetra), 4876 nucleotides long. RefSeq names its product wiskott-Aldrich syndrome protein family member 3. The transcript is spliced from 9 exons. The record is from RefSeq and is a predicted model, not a curated record. Gene Ontology annotation, cellular component: SCAR complex; cytoskeleton. Gene Ontology annotation, biological process: positive regulation of Arp2/3 complex-mediated actin nucleation; actin cytoskeleton organization. NCBI's taxonomy places the organism in Eukaryota, Metazoa, Chordata, Actinopteri, Characiformes, Acestrorhamphidae. Bases 268 to 1779 code for a protein of 503 amino acids. Gene Ontology annotation, molecular function: Arp2/3 complex binding; actin binding; protein kinase A regulatory subunit binding.